AUGUCUUCUUCAACCUCGACUCCGACUGCUGGCGCUGCCCAUGCCUCUUCCCCAACCGGUGCCCGCUUGCCCUACGAGCUAUGGGAGCAAAUAUUCCUCGAGUGCAGCGACUACAAGUCAGCGCAAAACCUGGCGCUCAGCUGUUCCUUCACGUACGGUGUGUACAAAGACAACAAGAAGAAAAUCGACAGGGCCACACUCAAUGAGAACAUGCCCCUGGGGAUGGCGGAGAAACACACCGCUAUCCGCUCGUUCGACAUUACCCACGCCGCCAUGAUGGUCCGCGAGGGCAGCAUCUUUGAGCACAGCUGUUACGGCUUCGACGAAUACCGGAGCAUCUGUGAUCGUCUGGGAUAUGACCUCGGGGUCAACGACCUCCCCACGUUGUACAAGGUCCCCGGGAUCCUCACCCAUACUCGCGAGCUUCUCGAAGAACUCAAGAGGGGCAAGUAUGUCAACGGUCCCGACACGGUAACUUCAUGGUGUACCCUACUCGCCGUCGUCGCAUGGACCCGCGUCCGCCCGCGUCUAUCCAAGAACAGAAAGGGCUUCGUUGAGGAAGCCACAGAUACCUUCUGCCGGAUGCAAGGUGCGGACGUCUUGCUCAAGCUUCCGGAAUACGCCCGAGCCGUCGCCAAAGCUUUGCGAAACCGAAACCGACGCAAUACUCCGGGAUUCAAGUACCUCAUGGGUCGAUGCUACAGCUCUACCCAAUCGCUUGCAGCCCACCUCGACAACCUCGCUGUGGUGGCUGUCCAGGUUCAGGAGAGCGACGAGGAUGACAACGACGACUACGACUACAACGGCUACAACGGCUGGUAUGAGGGCUCUGAUGGGGAUGGAGGGGAUAACGAGGAACAAUUGUAUGAUUAG
Messenger RNA from Anthostomella pinea, 873 nucleotides. The record is from the annotation of a GenBank genome assembly. Lineage: Eukaryota; Fungi; Ascomycota; Sordariomycetes; Xylariales; Xylariaceae.